Maniola jurtina (meadow brown) is the source of this 1078-nucleotide messenger RNA. RefSeq lists its product as uncharacterized. Lineage: Eukaryota; Metazoa; Arthropoda; Insecta; Lepidoptera; Nymphalidae. The record is from RefSeq and is a predicted model, not a curated record. The transcript is spliced from 8 exons. The coding region runs from base 77 to 1057 and encodes 326 amino acids.
UCUAGAUAAGGUGUAGAAAGUAAAAUUGAGGUAUAAAAUUCUAUCAGGAAAAAGUAUCUUCCAGUACAAAAAUAUAAUGCAAGGAUACCAAUAUAACAUAUCAAACUCAAAUUAUAAUAAUUUGGGUUAUCUUAGAGUCGUUGCUAAUAUCAAUGACAAACAUGAUCGUUCUGCUCCUUCGAAUUACCACUGGAAAGUACUGAAAUGUAGAAUGAUAAUAUUUUCUGCUUCAUCUCUACUGGCGAGUCCAGACAAAAGUGACGUUAAACAAAUACACAUUAUUUUCAAUAAAAUAGGGAAUGAUUACGAUCGUCUGACUUCUUUAUUUUUGAAAUAUUCUUUAACUCAAGAUGGUACUAUUGGGCAAGUGACUUCCGAGAUAUACCAAAUGUGUUUCCAUUACACUAUGUCGGCUAAAAUCGCACCUAUUUGGAACGUCUUGGGAUAUAAUCAUUUGAUAAACAAUAGAGAUUUUUUAACGGCUCCAGGACCACAAGAUGGUAUUCAAUGUACAAUUGUUGCGAACAAAUCAACAUUAACAUUGCAAUUGAAGCCAGUGAAAAUCCACUUGAUAAAGUGUAAAAACGAAAAAUACUUAGAAGGUGAAAGCAUAAGAGUUCUUCCUAGCCUCAAUAAAGGUAUAAUAGAAGAAUAUUAUGACGCUUUACCUCAAUCGGCUAACUUUAAGUGUUAUAAAGAUCUACGGCGUCAUUGGAAAAAUAUUCACGGUUACCGACUACCUGAAGAGGAGCAUCCAUAUUAUUAUGCGGUUAGAUUUUGGCGCGGCGAUCCGUUGACAUACCCUGCAAUUUGCUUAACAAGAAACUUCCCUAUCAUUACACCCUUACCAAAAUCAGCAGAACGACAAAUAUUAAUGAAAUUUAUUAAUUGCUUAAAAAGUAAGAUGCCAACAUUUCUUGGAAUUCCGCUUACGAUUGAAGCAAAUAGUACCGAAAGAAAUUUGGAAAACAUUAAUCACAGGGAAAUUUUGUCAGAGACGCAAGCCGUGAGCCUUUGCACACCAACUCAGUAUCAACGCAGAGAUAAUUUAUUUUAAAUACUUAACUACUCAUAUCAA